This is a messenger RNA of Microthlaspi erraticum, 921 nucleotides long. The record is from the annotation of a GenBank genome assembly. NCBI's taxonomy places the organism in Eukaryota, Viridiplantae, Streptophyta, Magnoliopsida, Brassicales, Brassicaceae.
AUGCGAACUCGAUCGAGUCGGUCUACAGAAGACUUGGUCGAGCUAGACUUACAACAUCAGAGGUCACAGAGGGUACAAGAGGAACCUGAGGUGCUUGUUGCUGAUACAAUGGAUGUACCAGAGGGGAAUGGAAACCCUUUGGGCAAUGGACUCGGUCGAGCUAGGCAAACUCGACCGAUUGGUCAAGGAGAUGCUCCAAACCGCCACCAACAGAGACAAGGGAUUGUUCCACCACCAGUGCAGAACCACAACUUUGAGAUCAAGCUGGGAAUGAUCAACCUUGUCCAGAACAAGAUGUUCCAUGGAUUGCCAAGUGAAGACCCCAUUGACCACCUUGAUGAGUUUGAUAGGCUUUGUGAUUUGACAAAGAUCAAUGGUGUCUCUGAAGAUGCCAUCAAGCUGAGACUCUUUCCUAUGUCUCUAGCUGACAAAGCUCACCAAUGGGAGAAGAGCUUGCCCCAUGGCACAAUCACCACUUGGGAUGAAUGCAAGAAGGCCUUUCUUGCUAAGUUUUUCUCCACCGGUCGCACAGCCAAGCUUAGAGGAGAGAUAUCCAGCUUCAUCCAGCGAAACAAUGAGACAUUCGCAGAGGCUUGGGAGAGGUAUAGGGAGAUGCUAGACACAGCUAGCAAUGGGAACUUCCUCAACCAGGAUGUAGAUGAUGGCUGGCAACUUGUGGAGAACAUAGCUAACUCAAAUGGAAGCUAUGGAGAAGAGUAUGAUCGCACCAACCGGAGCUCGACCCACCACUCGAUCGAGUCAGACGAAAAGUUGAGAAAAGAUGUUAAGGCAUUGAAUGAGAAGUUGGAUAAGCUGAUCUUAGCUCAGUCCACAAUGAAGAAAGUCAACUUUGUGUCUGCUGAGAGAUGGAACCAGUCCAAGAAGGGGAGGAUACACAAUUUGCUGAGGUGUGCUACAUGA